AUGAACCACGAAGAACUAAUGGAUGAAGAUACUCCUAAGCACUCAAAAGUUCUGACUAUGCAGAUGAAAGAAAUGGAUCUCAAAGAUGCUCUUCGACUCUUUAGCAUCUAUGCUUUUAAGAUGGACUAUCCUCCUGUGGACAACCUUGAUCUUUCCGUUAUGGGCCAACUUCCUUUAGCUCUUGAAAUCAUUGGCUCCCAGCUCUGUGGUAAGCGCAAAGAAGAAUGGGAAGAUAAAUUAAGCGCAAUAUCUAGAAUACCUCAUGAGAACAUCCAAAAAAAGCAAAUGAUAAGCUAUGAAGCUCUGGACUAUCGUACAAAGCAGAUAUUUCUUGAUAUUGCUUGUUUGCCUGUUCUCAUGGAAAAAGCGUGA
Molecule: messenger RNA, 372 nt
Organism: Punica granatum (pomegranate)
Lineage: Eukaryota; Viridiplantae; Streptophyta; Magnoliopsida; Myrtales; Lythraceae
Source: RefSeq, a predicted model, not a curated record